Penaeus vannamei (Pacific white shrimp) is the source of this 4556-nucleotide messenger RNA. The record is from RefSeq and is a predicted model, not a curated record. Lineage: Eukaryota; Metazoa; Arthropoda; Malacostraca; Decapoda; Penaeidae.
CAAACAGGAAUUUCUUCUUGUUUACGAUGGUUGAAACUUCCUGAUGUUCGGAUUGUAACCUGAGCUAUUUUGGAAGAAAAGAGGCAGUCAUUCUGCCAGAAUUUGGAAGUUAGUGUGGGUAACGUCAGGAGGCCAUGGCUACCCCAGCGAAGACAGAGAAGCCCAAAGACGAGAAGGAGAGGGACAAGGAUGAUAAGCCCAAAGCCCCUCCAAAGCCAAAGGCUCCUUCGAAACCACAGUUAGAAAAGUGGGUUUCAUCCAUAAAUGCCUUAUUGAGUGAUCCUGAUGGCCUGAAGGCAUUCAGGGCAUUUCUCAAAGAAUCGGAGGUGGAAGAUGGUGAGCUCACAAGAUAUCUUGACUUCUAUGAAGAGGUUGAGAGUUACAAAGCAGAAUUUAAAAGACUAGAAGAAUCAGCAAAAGACAUUUUUGAAACAUAUCUUGAGGAUGCUGCUCACCAGGGAAUUAUUUUGCAGGUUGGGGCUGACAAGGAGGUGGGAACGGGGGGAAAGAGCGUGGAAAUUGGGGACAAGCUUGAGGAUGAAGGAUUGGAAGGUGUGCAGCUAUUUGACGAACCACAGAAGAAGGUCAAACAAAAGCUCGCUGAUGGACAGUACAUCAACUUCUGCUCACACCUGAAGGAGAAAUACAAGUUAUAGCACAAAGCACUUCACUCUGCAGGAAAGGUGGCUACCAUUGUUUGCAAAGAUGUUUUUAAUUUGUAACUGAGAUAAAAAGUUUAUUGUCCCUUGUAUAUGAUUUUGGUAGUCCCUUACAAAAGAGUGAAUAAUGGCUGAGGCAUAAGAAAACCAAACAAAUGAAAUAAUGAUAAUAAAAAAAAAUAGAUAAAUAAAAGUGAAAAAUAUAUUUUAAAGUUGUUUUACCAAUGAUUUAGAAUAUUAGAUGACAUUUUUAUUCCUGGUGUACUUAAAAGGUAAUAGCCUGAAUGCAGAAACGUUAGUAGGGAAGAAAAGGCACUUGGGCAUGUUUGAGUUAUGGUCAGUAGUGUGAGCCAGUUUAUAGAAUAUGAGUGUAAAUGUAAAGGAAAAGGGAAAUAGUGAUAAUGAUAGAUCACACAAAUAUUGUAAUGGCCUUAUUUUAUAUGUAAUUUAUUUUUUAUAUUAUAAUUUUAUAUGUAGGUUGCUUAAUUUUUGGUACCCUGCAUUUUUUUUUUUUUUUUUUUUUUUUUUUUUUUUUUUUUUUUUUUUUUUUUUUUUUUUUUUUUUUUUGUACCUCUGUAACAGUCUCUCAUAAAGGGUAAAUCUUAGUGUGGGUAUGGUAAUGGAGAUUAAUUCUUUAAUUCUGCCCUUAAACACAUUUACAUUGUGUAUCCUUUAUCAUAUAUAUGGUGGCCUCUACAUUUCCACCUAGCAACAAAGGGGGUAUCCCCUUGUACCCAUUGGAAUUGCCAUGACAUGUAUAGCAGUCUAGCAGCAUGGAAUUAAGCAUUGGCGAAUGAAGCUUGUUCUCUUAGAUCCGUAGAUAAUACUAUAACUCAGGGCUAUUGUUUUUUCUUUAACUGAUUUGUGAACCUUUAUGGAUACUUUUAAAAAGGAAGGUUGAUGAUUUCCAUUGAUAGUUGUUAGUUGAGACAUCUUACUUUUAUCAGUAGUCCUCGUAUUUUUUCAUCAAUGAAUUAUUCCUACCUAAAAUCAACACCUUAUUUUUUGCACAAAUGUGAUAAUAAUGGCCUUAGAAGUAGGAAUGGUAUGGCCCCUAUAUAUAUAUAUAUAUAUAUAUAUAUAUAUAUAUAUAUAUAUAUAUAUAUAUAUAUAUAUAUAUUAUAUAUAUAUAUAUGUCUGUAUGUAUGCAUGUAUAUAUCAGUCAGGUUGAAAUGAUGUCAUGAAAAUGCCCAUGUUUACUGUAGAACAAUUUUCAACACCAUAUUUUGAGAGGGACUGUCUUGUCUUGUCAGCUUGUACUUCAGUGAUGUACUUUCCUUAAUAUUAUGACUGCCUUAUAAGUACUUAAUAAGAAAAAUAGACCUUAUUUUACAUGUGAUGGAAUGCUCAAGCAUUUAGGAAAAAUUUUCUUCUCUCUCUUCUUUCCUCUUCCAGAAAAUGUUAGUCUUUUGCCACAAUCAUCUUCUUUUGCUUGCCUCAUGAUUUUUCUUAAAAUAAAGGCAGUAGACUGUUACUGUGUUACAGAUCUUACUGACUGUCUGAAUUAGGUAAGCACAUUUUUUUAUCAUAUUUCUUUCCAUUUGUUAAUACAAUUUUUCUUGGCUGUCCCUUAUUUUUCCAUCCUAUGGGCACUUAUUUUAUAUAUUUAGGACUUUGCGGUAUGCAGUAUCAGUAGGUUUCAGGGGUAAAAUAAGUUCAUAAUUUUGAUUAUUAUUUCACACUUUAAUCUUGAACUUCUUUUAUGCUUUUAUAAAUGUAAAGCAUCAACUUUAGUGACAUUUGUCAAGCCUGCAAAUUUAUGUUCAAAUAUGAAUUAGGUGCUAUGUGUAGUUGUGUGAAUGAUCUCAUCUGAAUAAAUGCUUCAGGACUUAUGUAUCACAAGUACUUCUAUUUUAGGUACCAGGUUAUUUCUUUUUUGUUUCUGUCUAUAAGGAUUAUCUCACAGGACUUAAAAUUCUUGUCCCUGGUUGUUGAGACACUGUGGCUAUAGCUUGUGGCCUGAUUUUCCAAUCAAAUGGCAGGAGUUUCCCCAGGCAUCACUAUUUGGGGUGAAGAUGCAGACAAGAGAAGAACAUGGGAAUCUGAUUAAACACCAAACAUUGGCUGUGGGAAAAGUGCCUCCCUUCUCCCCUUCUUUCUCUGUUUGAAGAGGGAAAUCCAAAAGCCUAGAUUAGCCAUGAAUAGCAUGCUGAGAGAGCCCAAUAUCCAAUAUCCAGGAUUUUAAGUCCUAUAUUGUAGGCCUGUAAGAAAACAAGAUUUUUGUUAUCAAAUGACAAACUUUAUUCAUAUGUUUGUGUGGAGAUCCUUUAUUGAAUAGUAUGAGUAUAGAUUAUUUAAUCUAUAGAAUGCUGAAACUGGAAAAGUAGUAUUGACAGCAAUUUUGUUUUUGUGAGGUUGGUUGGAAAUAUCUUGAAAAAGGUAAAAAGAAAAAAAAGGCACUUUAAAUUUAAGAUUAAACAAUUUAAAUUUAUUUCCCAUCUUUAUGUAAAGAAGAUUUUCAACUUUAGCUGUAUUCUCUGAGGAAAAUCAGAUUAUUCUGGUUGACCUUGUAUUGAAAUUUUAAUUACUUAGUUUUAUAGUGACUUUUGCUUUAUCCUUUUUGAUUUGCAUUGAUAUGUUUUGAAGUACUGUUUGAAGAAUGUACAUUGUCCUUGAUGUUGUUGUUUUUUUUGUGUGUGUAAAAUGACUUACAUAGUUGUUGCAGUAAUUUGAAUUUUGAAGGCCAGAUACAAAUAUCUAUUUUUACAAUGAUUAUGUAAGCAUUUUCUUAGAUUUUUAACUUGCAACAUGUUUUGUCUUGAGCAGGGAAGCAUGACAGUUAUGCUUAUACUUUUACAAUGAUAUUUUUAAAACCAUGUUUGAUGAUCGUAACCAUAUUUAUAUGUGUUUAUUAUGAGAGUAAAGAAUUUAUACAGUAUUAAAAAUAGGAAAGGAUAAAUUGUAAGUAAUGUUUUUUUUUUGGUAAAACUUGAAUUGAUACAUAAAUGUUACUGAUAGAUUAUAAAAGCUUUAUUAUUUUUUUAAUCAUUGAAGACAUUUAGAACAUAUUUAGAAAGAUAAACAUCUUCAAUGAAGCUGUAUGGAAAUUAACUAAGCUCUAUAUUAAGAAAUGUGGUAAAUUUCUUAAAUUUACUUAGCAAAGGUCCAAGAAAUGUAUAUGAAAUAUUGUGAAGAAUUGUUGCUCCAGUAAAAUUACAUAAAUUAUGUAGUUUGUACCUUGUUGCUCUAAUAUGCUAUUAGACAAAAUACAGCUUGGUGUGUGGAGUUUGAAUUUAAUGGUGGCUGUGGUUAAGCUUGUGUGCAUUCUUUUGUAUUUGAUCAAUGUGUGAGGUGAUAUUUUUGCUUGUCACACAUUUAAGACAGUGAUUUGCCAGCAUGAGCAUUAUUCGAGCAAGUUGUAAAUUGAUACUUUGUAUAAUUGUGUAAAUCUUGCUACUAUGAUUUCUUCACACUUUUGACACCUAUUAUUAUGAACCACGACAUUGGAUAUAGGCCAUAAAAGAAGUUGUUUGUUUAAGUUUCAUAAAAGGAUUGAUCAAAUGAGGUAAUGUAAAUUAUUUAUGUAGUGUUAUAUGCACAUGGAUGCCUGAAAAGUAAAUACAACACAGCAUUUGAUAUUAGUAUUCAUGUAUUAUAGUUCUGUCAGUCCUCUAGAACAUAGGGAUUAGUUACUAACAUUAAAAGUAGACAUAUUUUAUAUAACUGUUAUGUUUGUUGUUGUAGUGUCAUGAGGAAGUUAUUUGACUGAUGAACACUUAUGAUACAAAUUCACUUAUUAGUGUGGAUAUUUUAUAUCCAUACUUCAGUUCACAAUUAAUAUCAAGGUGAAGUAUGGAGAAAAAACAAGAAAGAAAACACAACAAAGUGAAAAGUGAUCCAAGUUUGAGUUUCAGCUUUAGUCAGUUGUACUGAAAAAUAAAGUUUUUCAUAGAUAUG